Brachypodium distachyon (stiff brome) is the source of this 1630-nucleotide messenger RNA. Its product is annotated as interactor of constitutive active ROPs 1. Lineage: Eukaryota; Viridiplantae; Streptophyta; Magnoliopsida; Poales; Poaceae. The record is from RefSeq and is a predicted model, not a curated record. The transcript is spliced from 3 exons. Bases 79 to 1377 code for a protein of 432 amino acids.
CAAUCCAACCAAAGCUUCCCGGACGCUCGCUCAUGCAUAUUCGGGCAACGAUAUAAUCCAAGGAUUUGUAGUUACAUUAUGUUCCAGAAACCAUCGCACUUGCCUCACAUAAGCUCCUACGUACUCCUGCUUGAUCCGAUGCUCGGGCGCGCGGCCCACGCCAAGAAGCCGAGCAAGUUCGAAGACUCGGACAGCAGCCACAUGUCAAGACCCAGGGGAGUGUCUGAGCUGCCGCAUCGGCCAGCUCCGCGUCUGCCCCCGCACCUGACCAAGCCUGCCGCGACGGCGCCCGUCGUCUGGGAGGCGAACGGCGCGCGCCACCGUGGUCUCCUCGCCGCCGGCCGAGGGACGCCGCCGCCGCGCAGCCCGUUGCACGAGAAGAAGCCAGCAGGGUCGCGGGCGGUGGCGCUGGAGGCGAAGCUGGGGAAGGCGCACGACCAGCUCGCGGAGAUGCGGGAGCAGCUCGCGGCGGCCGAGAAGGCCAGGAAGGACGCCCGCGGCGCGUUCGCCGAGGCCAAGAAGCGCGCUGCCGCCGCCAAGAAGAGAGACCGAGCCGUCGACAGCGUGCCGGCAGAACAGCAGCAGGAUGCUGCAGAAUUCGCCGCAGACGGUGUUGCCGAUGGUGGCCGCGAGGAGACCAGAAGCAGGAGCUCGCCGGCCACCGACGUUCUCGAGCCGGCCUUGCCAGACACGGAGAACAGUGUUGCCCUCGUUGUUGCAGGCGGUGAUGGCGAGAUGAAGGGAAACCCGGAGGCGGACCAGCUGAUCAGGGCUAAGCUGGCUGCGAAGGACAAGGAGGCGUACGAGCUGCGGCCGAAGCUGAUGAUCAAGGACAUGGAGAUCCACGACCUGAGGACGGAGGUGGCCGCGAAGGACGCCGACUUCGACGAGGUUAUGGCGAGGCUGAUUGCCAAGGACGCCGAGACGGCCGCUCUCGGAGCCCACAACGCGCACCUGAGGAACACGGCCGAGGAGGCCACGAAGGCGAGGGGAAUGGCCGAGCAGGCGCUGAGGGAGAGCGCGGCGCGGGAGGCCCGGCUCGCCGAGCGGCUGGCCGCGUCGGAGCGCGCGCGGGAGGCGCUGGACGCCGAGGCGAGCCGGGUGCGCGUCCAGAGCGAGCAGUGGCGCAAGGCGGCCGAGGAGGCCGCCGCGGUGCUCGGCGCCGGCGCCGGCAGCAUGGGUGAGCAGCGGCGCGUCGGGGCGCGGGGAGGCGGCAAGGAGACGCGGCGGCGGCGACGGCAUGGCUCGGCUGGCAGCAACGGCGAUGGGAUGGAGAAGCGGGACGCGGCGGACGACGAGGGCUCCGGUGGCGUGCGGAAGGCUGGUGGCUCCAUGCGGGUGCUCACCGACCUGUGGAGGAAGAAGGUGCAGAAGUGAUCGGGAGGAGGGCAGGCGCGAUCGAUCGCCGUACUGGGAACGUUGCAGCGAUCGGCGCAUGGCACUUGAAAGUGGGAUCCAUUUCCAGAUCGAUCGAUCUCUGACGAGGAACAUACACGUGUUUACUCUAAAUUAUCAUUAUUGCUCGCCUUAAUUUUCUGGUAAUACUGUAACACAUUAUCAUGCUGUUUGAUUAUGAUAAGUUGGUUCGAUAAAAUAAAAUUUGGCUGUGGUUUCUCACGCGACCAACAGA